GGUAUGCAUGUCAACGAUUCCUUCUCGCGUAACGGAAGGAGCCGAAUCACGAGCUGCUACAGACCAAGUGGCGGAGAAGCGCCGGUAAGGAGAUAAAGCGGGGACUGAAACAAGAUCGCUGGCAACGAAAGUAGGCUUCCCAACUUUGCGCCUCUAUCUUCCUUCUAUGGCCGCGGUCGGUGCUCAAGCUCUUCCUUUCGCCGCCUCUCACCAUAUCGGCUCAUCCCCACGUGCUUCGAUCUCAAAAUCCCGCGGCUUGACUCGCUUUCCCCUAUCCAGAGGUUCGCCGCUCACUUCGUCCUUCACGCCUGGCUUAACUACAGCAUUCUGGAUUACAUCAAACAGGAGGAAAGUUAAUCAGCAAGAAACAUCUGUUUCCAUAAGGUGUGAGCAGGGAACCAAGGAUAAUAAUGGACUAGAUGUAUGGCUGGGUCGGCUUGCGAUGGUUGGUUUUACCACUGCAAUAACUGUCGAAAUAUCAACAGGGAAAGGACUUCUAGAGAAUUUCGGGUUUACGACACCAAUUCCAACUCUAGCAUUGGUUGUUACAGCAUUAGUGGGACUUCUUACUGUAUUCUUCAUCUUUCAGUCAGCUUCUCGAGAUUAAUAUCGCUUGUUUCUUGUUUAGAAUUCAUUGCUGUUUAUUCAAGCUGUAUGAAUGAUAUUACUGGAUAUGUUAUACAAUGAGUACAUGUAGUCGAGUU
This is a messenger RNA of Zingiber officinale, 704 nucleotides long. Its product is annotated as stress enhanced protein 1, chloroplastic-like. Bases 167 to 607 code for a protein of 146 amino acids. Gene Ontology annotation, biological process: cellular response to high light intensity. Lineage: Eukaryota; Viridiplantae; Streptophyta; Magnoliopsida; Zingiberales; Zingiberaceae. The record is from RefSeq and is a predicted model, not a curated record. The transcript has 4 exons.